AUGGGGUUUGCGGAUUACCUGCAGAAGCAGCGAUGCCCGAGAACCGAACGAGAGGAAGUGAUAGAACCGCCACCCAUGGCCCCGAGCGAUAGUACUGUGGAGAAUAGGAAAGACGGCCAUGUCGUAGUCACUUCGCCAGUCAAUCUUAGGAUUGUGGUACCAGAAGAUAAUGGGAUGGAUGACUGCAAACAUCGUUCUGUGAUUCAUAUUGGAGAUAGCAGCGAUAGUGAUGACGAUGAUUUAAAUCUGGAGGAAGAAGGGAAGAACAGACAACGUGGGACCCUUCUGCUGGCGAAGGACCCAUCACCAUCGAGUGAUGGCCAAAACGAUAGUAAUAUGAACAAUAAUAAUAGUAGCAGUAGUGGCUAUUGUCAUGGAUUUAUUUCAUCCUCAACGAAGACGCCGAGUGUUGUGUGUGUUCCGCCGGUCAGCGCAGUGCGCUGGAACUGGUGGACGGGUUUUGGCAUUAAUGAUGAUGAAUUGGAGUUGAAUGGGAGUACGCUGGAUGAACCAAUGACACCGCAGAGCUACUCCUCAAUGCGGUUUCUCGGUGAUUCCAACCAACUUAACCGCAGCGCAGUGAUUGGCAGCCCCAAAACUAGUACCACCAGUGACAGUCAUGUCCAGGGGCGCCUUCAGCAGGACGGGAAAGUUGGUAAUCGCACCACAACACGUUCAGAGAGCUCGCAAUGUUCACUAAGCAACACUUUUAACAGACAAUUCAGUGAACUGCAACGAAGUGGGAUGGCGACGACACCUUCAGCGUCGACGGAAUUUCGUUCACGAGGCACUGGAAAACCACCCUUGCCAAUAACGGUUUAUUGCUCCAUAGAAUCGGCUCCUCACUUUACAAGGUCGCCGUCGCGGAAUCCGUGUGGUUUUUUUGAGGCAUCCAGCGCGAGGGAGAGCCGUGGCUUUAAACCCCUGACUGAUCUUGAACUCAACUCUCUUCCACCUGAACCAGCGGAGCUAACGAGCGUUAAUGUUGGUCGAACCCGUUCCUUUUCCUUCAAGAAGAACGUUGUUGAGUGUCGUUCUGCGGACGAGCAAUUGUUGGGGAAUCAUCAAAAGCUCCUCAAUGGAAAGUAUGUCAUUUACACCAAGCGGUACCUUGGCGUAGGUUCAUACUCCAAGGUGCUGCUCUGCUAUAACCUUGAGGACAAAGUAUACUACGCGUUGAAGGUGUUUAAUCGAAUGAAAUUGCAAAGAAAGGUGCUGGGGGUGGACUGCGUCCUGCAUAAGGUGCAUUCUGAGAUUGCCAUCAUGAAGAAGUUGCGUCAUAACAAUAUUGUAGCCCUCGCUGAGGUGAUAGAUGACCCGAGGAGCAGAAAGAUUUAUUUGGUUUUAGAACUUGCCGAACGUGGCGAAAUUAUGUCUAUGAGAAAUGAUGGCACUGUAAUUCCCAUAGAUGACAAUAAGGCACUUCCUGAGAGUGAGGUUGUACGUGUGAUGCGUAGUGUUGUCUCCGCGGCAAUGUACACCCACCGUCUCGGUAUUGUCCAUCGUGACAUUAAACCCCAAAAUAUUCUAUUGACUUCCGAUGGGGAUGUAAAACUCUCAGAUUUUGGCGCCUCCAUUGUCGUGGAUAACUCGGCUAUGCGUGUACGGCGUGAGGGAAGUGUGGCUUUUAUGCCGCCAGAGAUGUUGGUUUCGUCUCUGGUACAUGUGGCGCCCUCUUGUAUACGCAAGCCUAGUAUUAGUAGCAGCAGUCACGGAAGUAGUACGAGGGUGAUACCCACGACAUCAUCAUGUUUAUUAAAAACGGAGAAAGUAGAUAAGGGAAUUGGGACCAUGUCUUCAGUUUCUUCGAGGGAGGACUCGUUUGGGGAGCAAUGCAACCCUAAACAAACAGAAGUUGGUCCGGAAUCAAACCUUGCGGUUUCCGCUCGCAGGUCGGCAAGGAUAAAUGUGGACUCCUCAACCAGUGUCCCACAACCCACCCCUGAGGUGGAUCUCUUCAAGGCAGACGUUUUCUCUAUUGGCGUUACUGCCUUUGUACUACUCAUGGGGAAACUUCCGUGGCGUGCGCAUGAUGUUCGUUCGCAAUUGAAUGCUAUUCUUGCCGAACCGGAUCCAUUUGAAGUGGAAUUUCGGAAAGCCUGCGAGCAAACCGAAAACGGCAGCAAAUCUCACAUGAAGAAUAUCUCUGAACCCGACUCAUUGCUUCUUUUGGAAAAAGAUGAUCCGUUAACUCGUGUGGAGACGAUAUACACAGCUGAUGACACGAUAUUGGAUCCAUAUAAGGAAGAGAGGAUGACUUCAAGGGACGGUGGACUCCAGGGCGGGGACACGAAUGACAUGUGCCCGCUCGAGGCUGAAAAUCCGCGGGGGUGCGAUUCAUUUACAUUACUUCCCCCAAAUGAAGAGAUUUCAUUCCAUCCCAAGCGAGAUGAGGAUUUAAUGGGCUGCAUGCAUAUCAACGAGCGCGAGGAUGAUAAGAAAAUGCCGGCAAACGAUCCAUCCAGAAUGAAUCCGGUAUUAAACGUCUCCCAUGCCUCCAGCUGCCGAUGGGACACGCAGCAAACAUGUAAUUUUAUCAAUUCUUCCAAUGCCAACGCCGCAGCAACCGAUGCUGGUUGGGAGCAUAUAGAAAAGACAAAUGAAUUUGUUUCUCAAGCAGAUCAAUUCUCCACACAAAGCGGUGGUACAGCAAUAAACUCUGUAGCUUUAGGCAGCACCGCGCAAUGUUGCCAGUCAUCGGGGGGAUGGCUGGACUCCACAAUCAGCGGAAGUCCGUUUUCUCCACUCGUUUUGGGGACGCCAAAGAGCUUUCAGCAAACUUAUGUGAGCACCGUGGAAAAUAGUGAAUUCACUAUGAGGACAGCGACAAGUAGGAAGGUUUGGAUUGAUGGUGAUAGAAGCCAACCUUCAUUACCGACAAAGAACAUAAAAGGCUCUAUCUCGGCCAAUGCCAUUGAUUUUAUUUGCUCUUGCCUGCAUGUGGAUCCUGCGAAGCGAAGUUCGAUGGAGAAGCUCUACCACCAUCCAUGGUUACAGGGCAUAAUGACAAAUGAGGAAGAGAAGAUGAGUUCGUUGGAUGGAGCUUCAGCAAUUCCUUGCCCUGCUGACAUGCAAACCGGAAAACAGAACGCAAAAAGAGGGGUUGAAGAAAAGAGCCUUUCUAAUUAG
Trypanosoma cruzi is the source of this 3129-nucleotide messenger RNA. RefSeq names its product protein kinase, putative. The record is from RefSeq and is a predicted model, not a curated record. NCBI's taxonomy places the organism in Eukaryota, Euglenozoa, Kinetoplastea, Trypanosomatida, Trypanosomatidae. The transcript has a single exon. Gene Ontology annotation, biological process: intracellular signal transduction; protein phosphorylation. Gene Ontology annotation, cellular component: cytoplasm. The coding region runs from base 1 to 3129 and encodes 1042 amino acids. Gene Ontology annotation, molecular function: protein serine/threonine kinase activity; ATP binding.